Patiria miniata (bat star) is the source of this 2181-nucleotide messenger RNA. RefSeq names its product degenerin unc-8-like. NCBI's taxonomy places the organism in Eukaryota, Metazoa, Echinodermata, Asteroidea, Valvatida, Asterinidae. Gene Ontology annotation, molecular function: ligand-gated sodium channel activity. The record is from RefSeq and is a predicted model, not a curated record. Gene Ontology annotation, biological process: sodium ion transmembrane transport. The transcript has 11 exons. Gene Ontology annotation, cellular component: membrane. Bases 266 to 2077 code for a protein of 603 amino acids.
UAUAAUCCUCUCGACACAUUGAAUGCCGAUGGCGUAUUGCAGCAAACUGCAUUGCUUGGACAUGUUCUUCACUCAAAACUUGCGCACGCGCAAACCGCCUUUGCUGCAAUGAAUUCAAACGAUCGAUUUCCGUCAGCAGACAAGUAUUUGAGCUGUGCAAACGUGAGCAGUGCCACUUUUAGCCGCACCCUCAUUCUUAUAGAUUUCGUAGAAACAACGCGCGCGUCUUGAAGAGUUAUAUUUGAGGUUUCUAAUUGAGUUGAGAAUGGGAAGUAAGGGAGAAACCUUUCAUGGAGCGCUGAACACCCUUCUGGAGACAAGUUCAGCCCACGGGCUGCCCAACAUCCAUCGGUCGAAGAGUCAGAUCGGCAAGGCAGCCUGGACCCUACUCUUUUUCGGCGGUGUCACCCUUCUCAUCAUCCAGGUAUGCAUUCUCUUCUCGACCUUUCUGGAGUUCGGUUACUCGGUCAGCCUGGAUGUUCGUUUCGACCGCUCUCUGGACUUCCCUGCAGUGACUGUCUGCAACAUCAACCCGGUCCGUCACUCCAAGCUGGAGAUGGCAAGCGAUGGGUUCAGGGAGCUCUUCGACGUGAACUACAUGCCUCCCCAGUCCUCCUUCCAAGGUAACACAUGGCAGGGAAUUCCAUCUGGCCAGGCAGAUGCCUCGAAGAGUCCCGCAUCCGGAAUCGGAGGGACCGCGCAACAAGCGGGCCAACAGCCGACAACACCUGCAGCAGCCGGUGCAGGCAUGGGCGCCGGGCCUGGGGCACCCACCGCUGCACCUGCUCCGCCAACAGAUGUACCCACGCAUGGAAUGACAACGAUGGCUGACAACGGAGGUCUGACCUCAACUUCAAGUGGGAGUAACGCGACAACGGAGGAGGGAAUCGUUGGCUGGGACGCGCGAGAGGCAGGUAACUUCUUCAUGAAGCAAGACCACGAUUACCUGAAGGAGCAGCGACUCAUCUCCCACCUUGCCAACCUGACCGAUGACGAGCGUAAGGACAUGGGUCACUCCCUGAGGUCAAUGCUGCUGGAAUGCCAGUGGAAAGGUUACCCCUGCUCCCCACGAAAUUUUACAUCAUUCUACCACUACAAGUUUGGCAACUGCUACACGUUCAACUCAUUCCAGUUUGGAGAUUCGCUGAAGACGAACCGACCGGGCCCUUUGUAUGGCCUGACAAUGGAGCUUUUCCUUGAGCAAGACGAGUAUAUGCCCGAGAUCACCGAGGCAGCGGGCUUCAGGCUGGUGGUCCACGACCGUGACGUCAUGCCCUUCCCAGAGGACGAUGGCAUCUCCGUCGCGCCGGGCUCGAAGACCGCCAUCAACGUCCGCGUCGUGACUAUUGAACGUCUGGGUGAUCCGUAUGGUAAUUGUACGCAGGAGGUAACAGACAAGGGUAAUAUCUUCAGAGACCGCUACGGAGUCGAGUACAGCCUAAAGGCUUGUGAGCGUAGCUGUUACCAGAAGAAAGUGAUUAAAGAGUGCGAAUGUUUCGAUCCUCAUUACCCGAAUACCCUCAACGGCACCACCCACCCUUGCGAUAUCGAUGAUGACGCAGCUCAGGCUUGCAUGUCGUCUUUGGAGGAGAAAUACAAGGAAGGCACGUUGAACUGCAACUGUUUCCAGCGGUGCAACGAGACCACGUACCUAACUGCAGCGAGUUCAUCUCUCUGGCCCUCGGAUCAAUUUCAGGACAAGUUGUUUCGUGAUAUCAACGAUCGUAACAAUGACGUUAGAGAGAUGCUGCGGCAAGCAUCGCCCCGAGAUUGGGUCUUAAAGAACGUCGCUAAGGUUGAGGUGUACUUCCAGGAGUUCAACUUUCAGUACAUCAAACAGUCGCCGGCCUACCUGUUUGUUAAUUUGGUCAGUGACAUCGGCGGGCUGCUAGGGCUGUGGCUAGGCCUGUCUCUUCUGACCGUCUUCGAGUUAUUCGAGCACUGCGGCACGUUCCUUGCACUCCUCGCCAGCCGGCUGUACAACGGACUCCGCGGCAACAACAGGCGCAGCUCCAAGGUGCAGAAUGUCAAGAUCUUUCCCGAAGAGGACCCGGGUGUUUCUUUGCAGAAUUACUAAGUUAUCAGCCUUUUGACAAGGCCAUCGUGAUUUUUUUAUUUCAAAACCGAGCGGCGAUGCCUCGGGGCAAAUAGAGCGGAGACUAAACAAUGUAUGCCGAGCAU